UCGAAAAUUACCGCUAGAGCGAAAGGUUUGAUCUGAUUGGUCAAUUAUCCAGUGUUAUGAUUGGUCGAGUAGCUCAGCAAGCGUACAAAAUGGCCGGAAAAUUUGCAAGAAGUUCUUCUACACAUGCUGGAAAAGUUGCUAUAGUCACAGCUUCGACUGAUGGGUAAUGAUUGACUGUUUAUUUAACAUAUGAAAAACAAUUCCUACAUUCUUUGAAUUUCAUGAAAACGGGCAAAUAAAAAUUGACAAUUGUACGAUACGGUAUAUAUACAUUUUAUGUAGUACUCUAGCUAGACCUAGUAAUCGGUUGCCAAAUAAGUUGAACUGAAAAAAAUGUAGUUUAAUUUUCAUGCUCCUGUAAAGACUGUAAAGCAUCUUGGGUUGGUGGAUUUGGAUUGAUAGGUUUAAGAAGUUUAAAAGGCUGAACCCAAACUUACCAACCUAGGCAGCGGAGCCUUCAUGCCUAUUCUCGGUUCUACCAUGAUUGCCAAUCUGCCAAACAUUCUGUAUAACCAUCAACCAACUUUAACCAUCCUGUAACUAUCAAGCAACCACAACCAAGCAAUGUUAAUUGUUAAGGGAGAUCACUAUAUGGCCUAUAUGUAGCAGUUUUCAAAGUGCACUUUACAUUAGAAAAAUAUUGCCAGACCCUUGCCAUUAUUUAACCUUAGGAUUGGUUAUGAAAUUGCUCGUCGUUUGGGCCAUGAUGGUGCCAAGGUGGUCAUCAGUAGUCGGAAACAGCACAAUGUUGACGAAACCUGCAGAAAACUUCAAAGUGAAGGUCUUGACGUGCUCGGCAUGGUUUGUCAUGUUGGCAAAAAUGAUGACCGCAAAAAUCUAGUGAACAAGGUUAUUAUUAACUUUUAAUUAUAAAGUACCAAAUGAAUGUAUGAAACAGGGCCCGCGGAGCGUAUUAGAGAGUGGGGGGGCUAAAUCAUCAAUAAAACCCCCAAUUAAUUAAUUUAGAAAGUUUCAUUUAGAUUUCUAUUUUAAUAAUUUUGGCUGUCAAAAAAAGUGGGGGGGCUAAAGCCCCCCCAGCCCCCCCGUCUCCGCGGUCCCUGUGAAACUGAAUUAAUGUAUAUUUAACUAUUUUCCUUUAUUUUACAACGUUUUGGAAACUAAUUUAUAUAUUCUAUGUUCAGACUUUGGAAAAGUAUGGUAAAAUUGAUAUUUUGGUGUCAAAUGCUGCAACCAAUCCAAUAUAUGGUGACACUUUGUCGGUAAGGGUAAAUUAUGGAACAUUUGUUCCAAUAAUUAUUAAUUAGUGCCCCUGAAAAGUAGUUUAUCUUCAAUUUUAUUCUUGAUUAUUUUCUUUAUCAUUCUGUAGGCAUCAGAAAAGGCAUGGGAUAAAGUGAGCAAAUUAGUUUAUGAAAUUUCUGCAUUUACUCUUUCAUUUUUCUCAUCAUUCCCAUUAAUUAAGCUGCAUUGCACCUCAAUGCACCCUGCUUUCCUAUUUUACACUGUCUAUAAUGCUGACCCAUCACAUAUUACCAAUUUCACUCUGUUCUAAAAAUUUAUAUCUUCGACCUCACUCACUAUAUUCACAUAAUACUGUGUUUAGAUUUUUGACACCAAUGUUAAGGCUACAUUCCUAUUAAUAAAAGAAGUUGUGCCUCAUAUGAAAGAGCAAAAGUAUGGAAAGACACAUGUUGUAUUGUGAAAUUAUUUCAUUCACUCAUAUUGUCAAAAAUCUUUAUAUUAUUUGUAUUGUUUUAAGGAUCAAAGGAGCAAUUACUGUGGUGGCCUCUAUCGCUGGAUUGAAUCCAUUCCCGGUAAUAUAUAUAAACAGUCUUGUUAAAAAUUACCUAAAGCGAUUUUAUUGCACUAUUCACCUCCUCUGAUUCACGUCCGGACCAAAACAAAAUGCAUGUCUUUAAUUAUUAUUCAAUGAACAUCACUGCUAUCAACACUGCAUGUAUCUGCACGGACUAAAAUAUUACAACACUUACAUAAUACCUAAGCCUGAUUCUGAUCAGUUCUGCUGUAUUCAUUCUAUAGGCCCUAGGAGUGUACUCUAUAAGCAAGACUGCCCUUUUGGCUUUAACAAAAGUCCUGGCAAAUGAAUUAGGAUCAGACGGCAUUCGAGUGAACUCUAUUGCACCUGGUAUUAUCAAGACACAUUUCAGCAAAGCGGUAAGAUGGUAAAAUGUUCUAAGAUUUUGCCUCUUAACUUGACAAAACAAUGAGUAAUUGGAUAGCAUGGAGAACAGCGAGAUUUCCAAAACAAUGAAAAGACAAUGGAACAUUUCGAUCACUGGGUCGUAACUGGAUGACGUUAUGCGUUAAGGCCCAUUAUCUCUAAAAGAUGGAAUAUUUCAUACAAUUACUGUAAAACAUUACUUUUUUCAUGGCUAUGGUAUAGAUUUGGGAAAACGAAUCUGUUCAACAGGAAUUACUUCGUGAUACUGCCUUAAAAAGGUAUGAAACUCUACUAUACUACUUUGACUAUAUAACUUGUCAAACGAACCAGUUUUUUAACAAAUCCAAUUCGAAAUUAUUGACAGUUUUUAUGGACAAUUUAUGGACGUAUAUUACCGUGGUAUCAAGCUUAAGACAACAACCAGUACCGUACAGUGCUGAUUUCCAAUGCCUUAUCUGUAAAAAAUGUAUUUCAACUGCCAAUCUGUGAUUUUUGUCUCUUUAGGAUCGGUACUCCAGAAGAAUGCGCUGGCCUAGUAUCUUUCCUAUCCUCUGACGAUGCUUCGUACAUCACUGGAGAAAAUAUUGUUGUUAGCGGUGGCACUCCGUCCAGACUUUAAUAACAUCAAAUUUAUUGUGAUAAACUAUCUUGAUUAAGAAAUGGAACAAUAUCAGACUGAAUGAUUGGUGCCAACGCAGGUCUCAGACUUAGUUGAAGCUUAAACAAAACCAAAUUUAUUGGAACUAUCUAGAUGUAAUGUUACAUUUUCAAAUGACUUCAAAUAUAUUUUCAUUCUUAUACAAAAGAAGUAAAAUAUACAGUGUUGUUGGUUAAGCCUCCUAGUGGAGUGACUAUGGUCAAGUAUACACAAAGCAUGUUCUGUUAGAUAAAGUACAGUUUUAAAUUUUUCCUUAUAAAAUGGACACCUUUGGGACCUUGCAGAAGUAUCUGCCCAUAACCCCUUGGCUUAAAUGAAGUGACAUGUUCAUUUAUAGGGGCUUGAUUGUAAUACAACAAUGUGGCACACCUCACUUGAAGCAUACCCUAAUAAAGUAUGCUAAUGGCGUUUCUAGGCUAGUUUCUACACAGUAAUGAACACUAUGCACACUGAAUUUCCAUGAAAAAUAGAAAUUUAAUGUUUUAUUAACAAUUAAAAUAAUCUAUGAACUGUUCAGCCAACCAUGAGCCUUUUUCGUCCUCGCAACCGAACUUCAUCCAACUUCGUCAAAACUUCUUUGGCUUUCUCUGAGCUUUCAGUUGCCACAACAUAACUCUGUAAAACCGUCUGAAAGAAUUGUUCCGUGUUUGGGUGGCUGCUAAGCAACGCCCGUUCAAGUACGUACAGGUCGACACCCUUGUCUUCAACGAGGGAUGAUAUAUAGCUCAGACCAAAGUCAAUAAGUACAAUGUCUUGUCCGUCACGUAGGAGCAUAUUUGAUGUGGUCAAAUCACCAUGGAUCACAUCAAUGGCGUGCAUCUUGCCCAACAUGGCGCCAAGUUUUUUGGCUAACAAGUCUAAGUCCGUAUCUGAAUCUUGCCCGAACUUUGAGUUAAUAACAUCUUUUAUUGGCUCAGCAUUCUGAACGUUUUCCAUGUAUAUUUUGUGAGUGGUAUAGUCCACAAAAUACACUACAGGGGUUGAAAUACCAGCCUUCCUACACCUUGCCAUUGAACGGACUUCUUGUGAUGUGCGGCGGUGUGUGAGUUUCUCAUCUAAAACAGGAUGCCUGUAUGUUUUCUUAAAUCUUUCUUUCACUAUAACUGGUUUAGAAAUGAGUGUAGAAGAAUAUAUUUUGGCUUCCGCUCCUUGUUGAAAAAGCACGUUUUCAGCGGCCAUCUUGUUUUUUUGUGC
Molecule: messenger RNA, 3992 nt
Organism: Paramuricea clavata
Lineage: Eukaryota; Metazoa; Cnidaria; Anthozoa; Malacalcyonacea; Plexauridae
Source: the annotation of a GenBank genome assembly